AUACACUUCAAAACGGAAUUCAAAAACAACUGACGUCGUGUAAUCAAACUGAAUCUAAAAUAAUUGAAUCUGUUCAGUCUUGUACAAAGAAGACUACGCGGCGAUCUGAUUCAAGCGUUUAAAAUCCUAAAAGUCUGAACGGAUCAGCCUCACUCAAAGGAAGUUUCUGAGAUGGAAGCAGCUCACAUCAGCCCAGAGCUUCCUAUUCGAUGGGUUGUUUCUGCAGACAGGACUGUUGAGAUCAAGGAGGAAGUGACUGAGCUGGGGUGUGAUCAGGCCAAUGAGCGGAUCCUGCAGGAGGAAACGCCACCUUCUAGCAUCACUGAGAGAGAUCCCAAAGAGAGCCAUGCUGUUCCUAAAUGUGAAGCACAGGAGGAACCAACGAUAGAAGCAGUUUACAAACUAGAGGAGUCCUUUGACCAGGAGUGGUGUGCAAGUCUAAAGCAGGUUACAGAGCUGACAUGUGUUAAAGAUGAAGAGGUCCCUCGACUGGAAUGUGUUCCUAUUAAAGAGGAAUUCAUAGAACAGGAAUGUGUCCCCAUCGCAGAGGAAGUUCCUGCUGAAAAUAAUGUCUGUACACUUGAGGAGAACAACCAGCUGGGAUCCAGCCUGUGUGAUGAUUGUCCACCUGAAUGUGAACUGGGAUUUAGAGCUGCUAAAGGAAAUCCCACAGGAGGGACUCCAUUUCCCUGUGCUGAUUGUGGAAAGAGAUUCAGUUGUUUAUCACAGCUGGAAAUUCACCAGCGUGUUCACACAGGAGAGAAACCUUAUCACUGUAAAGACUGUGGGAAGAGAUUCACACAGUUAGGAAGUCUUCAAUCACACCAGCGCAUUCACACAGGAGAGAAACCUUAUCACUGCACUGAGUGUGGUAAGAGUUUCACACAGUUAGUAAAUCUUCAAUCACACCAGCGCAUUCACACAGGAGAGAAACCUUAUCACUGCACUGAGUGUGGGAGGAGUUUCACGCUGUUGCAAAAUCUUAAAAUCCACCAGCGAGUUCACACAGGAGAGAAACCUUAUCACUGCACGGAGUGUGGGGGGAGUUUCACCCUGUUGCAAAAUCUUAAAAGACACCAGCGCAGUCACACAGGAGAGAAACCUUAUCACUGCACGGAGUGUGGGAAGAUAUUCAGUCGUUUAUCAAGCCUCACAAGACACCAGCACAGUCACACAGGAGAGAAACCGCAUCGCUGUUCUGAUUGUGGGAAGAACUACGGUCGUUUAUCAAGCCUUAAAAGGCACCAGCACAGUCACACAGGAGAGAAACCUCAUCACUGCACUGAAAAUGGGAAGAAGUUCAGUCAUUUCCUGGGUUUUGAAGGACACAAAAUAAUUCACAGAAUUUCAGCCACUUUAACACCAGGAGUAAGUCUGACUAAAAUACAGAAAUAUUUACUGAAAACAAAAUAAUAAAACUUGCUUGAUUAAAGUGUUACUCCUAAUCACUUCAGAUCAAAAACGUUUACUCACGGAUGGAAAAUAUGAACCAUUACAUCUUGUUUGGGUCCAUUCAUCAUGUUGUUGACCAUUCUGAUUUUGUUAUGUCACAUUAGCAAUCUGAAAUAUUAAUUUUGUCUCCUGCAUUGCUGAGUCACUCAGUUUGAACAUUAGGAUUAUUAUAUGUAACUCCCCAUUGGUGACCAAGUCUCCAGCUCUUUCAAGUCAAUUAUUAGUUGUUUAUUUAGCAGACGCCUUUAUCCAAGGCGACUUACAGAGGCUAGAGUGUGAACUAUGCAUCAGCUGCAGAAUCACUUACAAUUACGUCUCACCCGAAAGACAGAGCACAAGGAGGUUAAGUGACUUGCUCAGGGUCACACAAUGAGUCAGUGGCUGAGGUGGGAUUUGAACCGGGGACCUCCUGGUUAUAAGCCCUUUUCUUGAACCACUGGACCACACAGCCUCCUAUCAAUGCUAAGCUUUGGUCAUUUCUGAACUUCACAUCUCAAAUAUAGUUUUGUUGUCGACAGGCUCUGACUGCAAUAUAACAACCCCUGUGACGGGAGGUUUGUGCUGGCUAUCGGGCGCAUGUGUGAUCCUGCGGAGGGGGAUCGCCUGCCAAUCAUGCUGAUGACACAAAGAGGAAGCUCUGACCGGAGAAUUGUCAUAGACGCCUACGGACGGAGAAUAAAAAGAAACUGCCGGUUCCUGAUACAGCAGCUGGUAGAGAACCAGAAAUCAGCAGAGAAUCAGAAAUCGGCAGGGAAUCAGAAAUCAGUAGAGAAACAGAAAAGCAGAUAUGGCUGAAGAUGCCAUCUAUACUAUAAGUUAUCACAUACCCAUGCUGCUAAAGUAGAGUCCUUGGGACGUUAUUUAUUUUAGCUCAUGGGGGAUCUGGGCAACCCCACUAAAGUAUUGAGGGAAUAGGAGAACAUCACAUAAUCCUGUAGCUCGCAGGUUAGCGGAGGUGGCGAAACCCUGCUUAUAGCAGCACUUUUCUUUGUAGUUUUGUUAGUGUUUUAUUUUCCUUUUUUUCUUUCAUCGUUUGGCUUUGAACUUUACGUUUGCUUUCUAGCAUUUGCAAACCAUAUUGUAAUGUAUGCAUAUGGUUUAUUUUCUGAACUUUGCAGCAUGUUCAGUGGUGAAUGUCUGUAUCUUUUAGCUUGCUAACCUGUUGGGUUAGUUAUUUUUACAUGAUUACACUUGACUGCCAAAGAACAGGAACAGUGUGCCCCGGACUGGAUGGGUUGGCAAUUCAUUCCAGGGGAAAUCGGAAGUCGGCCAUCCAGAAAGGGAGCGGAGUCACAAUACCAGAAGUCAUCGCCUUAAUGCGGUCGGCGAUGUGUCAAUCGUGGAUUGGAGGAAAAACGAUUGCACUCGCUAUCGGAGGGGCCGUGACUGAGGGUAUAUCAGGGGAUGUGGCAGAGCAAUCUUGCUUUUGUUAUGGUUGUGAAAAGACCUGUAAAGUACGUGCGAGUGAAAAAUAACUGUGAGUGUUUUCUAUAACCUCUGUCUAUUAAUUGUCACAUUUGUAAUUUAUAACUAAAAUUCGGGAGCUGUCACUAUCAGCCAGCACCAACCCCGGGCUACACUGCACUACUGUUUCACUAAUUGCUGUGUAAUUCACCACUUGCACUAGGAGCACUCGCUGUUGGAUAUUGUGAUCGUGUGUGUAUAGUGUGUGGUAUUAUUAUUUCAGGACUGAACCCCGUGGUUUUAACUGUGCCAUACACAUCGUUGUGUAGGGCCAGUUAUUUUAUUAUUUUUCCUUCAAGCAACCAUUCAAGUAAAAGAGCUGUUUUUCACUGU
This is a messenger RNA of Acipenser ruthenus (sterlet), 3249 nucleotides long. RefSeq names its product zinc finger protein 664-like. NCBI's taxonomy places the organism in Eukaryota, Metazoa, Chordata, Actinopteri, Acipenseriformes, Acipenseridae. The record is from RefSeq and is a predicted model, not a curated record. Gene Ontology annotation, cellular component: nucleus. The coding region runs from base 172 to 1413 and encodes 413 amino acids. Gene Ontology annotation, biological process: regulation of transcription by RNA polymerase II; central nervous system development. Gene Ontology annotation, molecular function: RNA polymerase II cis-regulatory region sequence-specific DNA binding; DNA-binding transcription factor activity, RNA polymerase II-specific. The transcript is spliced from 4 exons.